This is a messenger RNA of Phragmites australis (common reed), 850 nucleotides long. Its product is annotated as NDR1/HIN1-like protein 3. NCBI's taxonomy places the organism in Eukaryota, Viridiplantae, Streptophyta, Magnoliopsida, Poales, Poaceae. Gene Ontology annotation, biological process: defense response to other organism. The coding region runs from base 92 to 682 and encodes 196 amino acids. The record is from RefSeq and is a predicted model, not a curated record. The transcript has a single exon.
AAUCACAAUCAGCUCGGCCGGGUUGCCCAACAAGACCAACCAGCUCGAUCGGGAGGCAGCAGCAAGCUUCGUUCUUCUCCUGCCCUACACCAUGUCCGGCGCCGCGAAGGGGUGCUGCAGCGGCAUCUGCGGGUUCAUCUUAUUGGGUGGCUUCCUCGUGCUCAUCUACUGGGCUCCCUUCCAGCCCCACCACAUACGCGCCACCGUCGACUCCGCCACCCUCUCAAACCUCACCGUCUCCGCCGCCGCGGUCUCCUACCACCUCGCCGUCAGCCUCAGCCUCUACAACCCCAGCGUCCGCGUCAACAUCUACUACGACACCAUCGACGCCCAGCUCCGCUUCCGCGACGCCGUCAUCGGCCCUGCCGCCAACGACACCUCCCCGUCCGAGUUCUACCAGCGCCGGAAGACCACCGACGUCGUGAAGCUGGAGUUCGCCGGGAGGGGCGUCGGCGUCGCCGGCGACGUCGCGGGGGAGCUGGAGAAGGAGAUGAAGGGCGAUGGGCCAGUGACCUUGGAGCUGGACGUGCGCGUGCGCGUGAGGUACGUGUUCAGGGCCUUCAAGCUGCGGCAGAAGCCAAGGAUACGGUGUUCGCUGAGCAUUCCGGUCAAGGCAAAGGGCCGAGGCGGCGGCGUCGGUGGUGCUCUUACGUCCGGCGACCGGUGUAGGGUCAAGUACUGAUGUAUGAUCAUCGAGUACUUGCGUUGGUGCAUGCAUGCUUCCUUGCUUGGAGUUCAGUGACCGGUACGGUUUUCAGUUUGAUUCAUGCAAAUUAAAGAUUAUUAUUGUUUGGGUUAAUUAACUACUGCUGUAAAGUAUACUAGAACUACUAUUAGUAUUGUUCAGUCA